AUGGGGCUGAAGGCGCGGCGCGGCGCGGCCGGCGGUAGCGCGGCCGGCGGGGCGGCGGCGGGGCGGCGAGCGGCGGCGGGCGGCGACCCCGAGCAGGGCUCGCUGGCCCUGGGCACCGGCGGCGACCGCGACGGGACGCUGCUGCUGGAGGGCGGCGGGAAGGAGGAGGGCGGCAAGCGGAGCCCGCCGGGACUGGGGCUGCUGGCGAAGACCCCCCUGAGCCGCCCGGUGAAGCGGAACCACGCCAGGUGCCGCCGCAUCCAAACUUUGAUCUACGACGCCCUGGAACGACCCCGCGGCUGGGCGCUGCUCUAUCACGCCUUCGUGUUUCUGAUUGUCUUGGGGUGUUUGAUCUUAGCUGUCCUGACAACUUUCAAGGAGUAUGAAACAGUUUCUGGAGACUGGCUCCUCUUGCUGGAAACUUUUGCCAUUUUCAUCUUUGGAGCAGAGUUUGCCUUAAGAAUCUGGGCUGCUGGCUGCUGCUGUCGCUACAAAGGAUGGAGGGGGAGACUCAAAUUUGCCAGGAAGCCUUUGUGCAUGCUGGAUAUCUUUGUGCUGAUUGCUUCAGUGCCAGUGGUUGCAGUUGGGAACCAGGGCAAUGUUCUGGCAACGUCUCUGAGGAGCCUCCGCUUCCUGCAGAUCCUGCGGAUGCUGCGCAUGGACCGGCGGGGCGGCACCUGGAAACUUCUGGGAUCAGCUAUUUGUGCCCACAGCAAAGAGCUCAUCACUGCUUGGUACAUUGGGUUCCUGACGCUCAUCUUAUCCUCAUUUCUUGUUUAUCUGGUUGAAAAAGAUGUUCCUGAGAAAGAUGCUAAUGGGGUGGAGAUGAAAGAGGAGUUUGAAACCUAUGCAGAUGCACUGUGGUGGGGGCUGAUCACCCUUGCCACGAUUGGAUACGGCGACAAGACCCCCAAGACAUGGGAGGGACGGCUGAUUGCAGCCACCUUCUCUCUCAUUGGAGUGUCUUUCUUUGCUCUUCCUGCAGGCAUUUUGGGGUCAGGGCUGGCACUGAAGGUCCAGGAGCAGCAUCGUCAAAAACAUUUUGAGAAAAGAAGGAAACCUGCAGCUGAGCUCAUUCAGGCUGCCUGGAGAUACUAUGCUACUAACCCCAACAGGAUUGAUUUAGUUGCUACCUGGAGGUUUUAUGAAUCAAUUGUAUCAUUUCCAUUUUUCAGGAAAGAGCAAUUGGAUGGUACUGCCAGCCAAAAGCUGGGUCUCUUGGAUCGGGUUCGUGGUACCAAUACUAAAGGAAAGCUAUUUACCCCUCUGAAUGUAGAUGCCAUUGAAGAAAGUCCUUCAAAAGAGCCUAAGAAUGUUGUCUUGAAUAACAAGGAGCGUUUUCGCACUGCGUUCCGAAUGAAAGCGUACGCUUUUUGGCAAAGCUCAGAAGAUGCAGGAACAGGGGAGCCCAUGGCAGAAGACAGAGGUGACAGUAGUGAUUUCCCCAUGGAAGAUAUGAUCCCCACGUUCAAGACAGCCAUCCGAGCUGUCAGAAUACUACAGUUUCGUCUCUAUAAAAAAAAAUUCAAGGAGACUUUGAGGCCUUAUGAUGUAAAGGAUGUGAUAGAGCAAUACUCAGCAGGGCACCUUGAUAUGCUUUCCAGAAUAAAAUACCUUCAGGCAAGAGUAGAUAUGAUUUUUACACCUGGACCUCCAUCUACUCCCAAGCAUAAGAAAUCCCAAAAGGGAGGAGCUUUUUCUUACCCUUCACAACAGUCUCCCAGAAAUGAACCAUAUGUAGCCAAAGCAUCUACAGCUGAUACUGAAGACCAAAGUAUGAUGGGAAAAUUUGUUAAAGUUGAGAGGCAGGUAAAUGACAUGGGGAAGAAACUGGAUUUUCUUGUUGAUAUGCAUAUGCAUCACAUGGAACAGCUGCAGAUACAAGUUGCUGAGAUAAGUCCAUUGAAAGAAACCGCUUCUCCUGCAAGGGAGAAGAGAGAAGAAAACAAAUAUUCUGAAUUAAAAACAAUCAUAUACAAGUACACUGAGCAGUGUUCUCGUGAAACUCCUUACAACUUCCAGCAGGUUCCAGUGAACAAAGUCAGCCCCUACGGCUUCUCGGCGCGGGGUCCCUCGCAGCCCGCAGCCCCGGGCGGGCUCAGCUCCGGCAGGCCGCAGGCCGCGCCGUGCCCGGCUUCACACGCGGAGCGGCCCACGGUCCUGCCCAUACUGACAAUGGACUCCCGGGCCAGCCACCACGGCCACGGGGACCGGCAGAGCCCCUGCUCCGACUGGGUGUCGCCGAGGCAGCGGCGGAGCCUGACGAGGGACAGCGACACUCCGCUGUCGCUGCUCUCCGUCAACCACGAGGAGCUGGAGCGCUCCCCCAGCGGCUUCAGCAUCUCCCAGGACAGAGACGAUUUCCCCUUCGGGCCCGGCGGGGGCUCGGCCUGGAUGAGGGAGAAGCGCUACCUGGCCGAGGGGGAGACGGACACGGACACGGACCCCUUCACCCCCAGCGGCUCCAUGCCACUGUCCUCCACGGGGGACGGCAUUUCCGACUCGCUCUGGGCCCCGGCCGGCAAGCCGGGCUGACGGGCCGCGCUGGAAGCCUGGCCUCUCCCGUAAUGUAAGCGUACUUUGUAUAUCCCACUUACUCUACACCCAAAGCUUACUAGCUCCGAACACCAAUGGCUGCAUAAGAUGCAUGUGAUAUUAGUGGUAGUCAUUCUGCGCCAUUCCAUACAAGUUACUGAUGCAGUUUUUUUCAUGCUGCCAAAACUAAGGAGCUUAGUUUUGAGCAUGGUUUGCAUGACUUUGCCCUAUAUAAAUGGUACAGCUGAUUUCUUCCAUGAUACAUAUCUAUCUGGUACUCUUCGAUACAAAAAUGGUGAAUUGAUAACAGAUGAGAUACAGUGGUCCUUGCUAUGUUUUGUAAACAGAGCAGCAAAAUAAAAAAAAAAAAAAAAAAAAAGGAACAAUAUCCCUUUGUGGAAACAUAAUGUCUGAAUCAUUUUCCAAUAUAAGCAAAUCAAUCUCUAAUCAACCAAGCCAAGAAUUUCCAGUAUCGAAAGCAGGGAAAAGCAUGAGCUAAAGUAUGACCUUAUUGAAAUGCCUUUGUGAACUAAAUGUUUUUCUUGUAAUCUCUCAUAUAAUUACCCCUCAACUAUGAUGUUGAAAUGAAAUUAAGGGUAGGAUUUUAAAUCAUCAAAGCCACCUCCUGGGAUUGAUCAUAGGUGUUUAUUUAUCGUAAAAUGUAAAUAAAAAUCCCUCAAACUAUUUUGAAAAUCUACACUAGUGUAAGUAGGAUUAUAAUGGUUUUUUUUUUUUUUUAGAAAAUCUUUUGCUAAGUCUCUUUGCUACUUACAGGGCCAAAUUUUCUUUGUUAUAAAAAUAAGGUUGUAGGGAACUCCAGAUUUAUACCUUCCACUCUUCUAUUGACUUAGGUGCUGCUAAGUAAGAUACAUAAUGUAACUCAGCCUCAGUUUCUCAAUCUGUUAAUUGGGAGAUACACUUCCACACAUGCUCACAGGUUGAAAGGCUUAAUUCUCUAAUACUUGCCAAGUGCUUUGAGCUCCUCAGAUGUGCAGAAAGUUGCUAUUCUCUUCCCUGCAAGUCCUACAGUGUGACAUGCUGCCAGGAUCUGUUUUUCUCUGUUUGCCUUUCUCUUGGAAAUCGGAUGCUUCAAAUCCAUGAAUGUAUGCUAUAUUUAAGAUUAAUAUAUGAAUAAAUAAUCAUCAUUUUUGUCAUGUGUCCCUGAGCAACAGAGAGAUAAGUAUGCUCCCUAAGCCUCAGCCAAAUAUUUUUUAAUGGAAGUUGGAAAUUACUGAGAAGGAGGAGACCAGGAAAAUCACUGGACCACUGGAAAGAAAUAAAUCAAAGAUCUCACCACUACAGUGGGAAUGUAGUACCUAUGAAGCUAGUGAAACUAGCAUAUCCAAAUAUCCUGCACAGGUCUUGGCUGGUGUCAGUCAAUGUGCCCAUGAGAUAGCAUCCAUGUGAUGUCCAGCCUGAUGGCUGUACACUCUCUGCAUCUGGUGGGAAAUGAAGGAGCACAGCCAGUGAGCACAGGGGACAGGAGCCAAGGCAUCAACACAUCAACUUCAGGAUGAGAUAAAUCUCACUUUAACUUAGUUAUGACCAAAUGUCUACUAACUUCAAAGAGAGCAGAAAGUGACUCAGAUGAUCAGAGACCAUCCCUGUUAAAGCUCUCACCUCUCCCCACUGAUCAGCGUGCAGCCUCUCUGCCAUGGCUCAUCCCCACCUCAUGCCCAGAGCAGCCCCUGUCACUCCACACAGCUUCCUCUCUGUGGCCAGGUCACUGACCAAAAAGAUGCAAGGAUUUGGCCCAAAGAAGAUGUUAGAAAAGGGAAUUUCUGUAGAGACUGCUUGUGUUACACUGCAGCUGCACAUCUGAGCAUCCUUGGCAAUCCAGCCAGAGCCAAGAACACUUUGCUGGUCUUCCCAGGAUCUAUCCAGGGUUUACUGGGUAUUGCGCAGCCCUGCGUAGAAAGUGCUCCAAUGGACAAUAUUUUGUUGGGUUUUUUCAACCAGAGUAAACCUUUGGUUUAAUUCUUCAGUGUUGUUGACAUCUCAUAACAAUCAUUCCAUCCAGGGAACUUCUUUUCCUUCCCAGAUGUGGGCAUUGCCUUUAUCCUCAUUGCUUGUUCUCUAUUGGAAGAGACAUCUAAAGGAUUAGGAUCUUACUUCAUCUGAUUCUUCAGCUAAAUCAUGAUUCAUCCUUCUGGAAUGGAUCUUCAGGGAGAACAAAUUGCUGUUGUUACUGGAUUAAAUACUGCAGACCAGUUACACCAGCCUUUGAAGACUGGGCUGAGACCAUGGAGCUGUUCUAAAGCCACUAGCUAUGAUGGUAUGAGGCACAAUUUUGGUAAUUACUUAAUUGCCAAAAUAGCAUUGAUCUGAAAGAUCAUCUGUAUUUGGCACAGUUUUGUGGCUAAAUUUGCAAAGAAUAAAAACAAAUGACUGAAGUGCAAUUUGUUAUAAUUUGGCAUAUUGAGAAGAAUUCUUUGGCCUUUGCAAUUCUUGGAAAUACCUGGGUUGUACCUGUUGCAGGUUUUCUGAAAUAGUAAUAGAUGUCUGUGGCAAUUUGUGAGAUUUAACCCUUAUAUGACAAGAGAAUGGAAAAUAAUGAGAAAUUAUUUUAGCAUUGCUACAGUUCUGAAGUUGAUGUAAGUAUGUGCUAGACAAGCCUACUUCAGUUUUCUUGUAUGCCAAGGGCCUGUCAUUCCUACUGAUUUCAUCUGAGUUUGGUCCUUCUUUAAAUGCUUUCUAGGCCUAAGCAAUCAAAAAUCAAGGCAGCCAAAGAGCAGGUGCAGUCUGACUGUCUUUGACAGUGGCUAUGCCAUGCAGUUCCCUGUUCAAUUCCCACUGCAAUUCUUCAGUUUCUGUUCUCUUUCAUCACAGGUCAUCUAAAAGGAAUAUUUUACCAGUAUUAAACCCAGUUGAAAAUCCAUAAACAGCCUCCUUAUAAAGAUAUGUUCUUUCUAAGAGAAAAUCCAAGCAAGGGCAGAGACGUGGAUGAAUAUCCAGCUGCACACAGAGUACAGCCCCAGAGAAAGCAGGAUUUGAAUUGAAGUCAGUAUUUUCUCUGGCCUGCAGCCACCAAUUUGCAAUAUGCAUCUUAAAGGUGCCAGGUCAGGUAUUUGUAGCCACAUCAUGAAAUAUUUAAUGAUGCCAGAUAACAUCUGCCUCUUCUUAAAAAGCACUGGUGACAAACUCAGCAAGAUCCUCUGCAGAAGACAUCUGUGGAUGCUGUGAAGGAGAUCCAAGAAAUGAGACAGGCAGAUCUGAUUAGCUUAUUUUAAUAUUUAUUUUUCCUUUUUAGCACUGAAACCUGUCACUGCUCUGUUCAUAAGGGUGCUGUUCUUAUCAGCUCUCUGCCCUUUUCAUCAUCAGGAUUAAAAACAGGGCAUCCACCAGUUCUGCUGCCUGUGCUGACAACAGAUUCAUGUCAAGGUGUCACCAGAAGGGUGAGAUCUGGAGACCAUCCCUGCUCUGGGAUGUGCACACAAACUGCAUCAGAUCCAGUCAGGGUGGGUCCAGGGACAGCAUCCACCUUGGAACUGUGGUUUAUGUGCCAGCCAGAGACUCUGCACAAAGCAAAAUAAACUAUGGGGGAUCCCAGCAACAUUAAGAAGGUCAAGACCUGGUUCCACACACAGGAAUCUCUAUUCACAAUUUCAUUUGAGAGAGGCAUUUGGGUCAAUAAUAAUCUUCAUAAAAGGAAUUAAUUAGAUUUAUACCUUCUUCUUCAUGAUGUUUCAGUUUGAAAGUUAUCAGUUCUCUAUGGGUCAGAUCUUUCCUGCAUCUUGACUGACACUAGCACUUUGUUUGCAUGUACUUAACAUUAAAAAGUAUUAAUGACUUUGAUGACUCUCAUUUCAGGCUUUGAGAUAUUUUUCAUAAUUUCAAACUGUGGAGCUUUGCUCUCCUUGAUGUAAGUUAGAAACCCUCUCACAGUGAUGUACUGGGAGCAGGGCUGAGUUCUAAUCUGCCUUUUUUUAUAAAUUUCCUUGUGAAGGACAGCACUGCUCUGGAGACAUUUUUCUUGGCUACAUUUUGAGUGUGAUUUUCAGUCCCUAACAAAUGCCACAUGUCUGGAAGUUUUCAAAAAGGUCAGUCUGUGUUUACAUUGUGUGUCUCUCUUUGCAGCAUUAUUAUCAAUGAAGUUUCUUCAUUUUAAAUGCAAACUGGGACUAUUUGAUUAAGGCAAAAGUGAAUACUUAGUUGAAGUAUGAAGGUAUGAUAAAUGUGGUUUAUGCUCUACUUCAGGAGUUGGCACUUAAAAAAAAAUCUAGUCAGGUAAUAUCUGUUGUCCUUGCCUUGGCUUUUCCCUGCCCUGAAUUUAUCAAUCUGGCUCCUAUUAAAAUAAAAGGGAAUUCAACCCAUGGAGAGAUUGGUUAAAAAGUCCCUAAAUUGAAUUUGGCUAUAUUUGCUCUGUUUUUAUCUGUAACAUUGCUGCAUUAUUACAGUCCAGAGUGGAAAUAGUUAAAAUUUUCUGCUUCAAAUGGUGGCCCAUGAGUGCUGCAGACCAAAGCCCAGCUGAUCCCAGGGCAGAGGGCAGUGCCUUUGGCCCCCAGGGGAGCACCAUGGUCCAGCAGCUUGCAGGAUCACAGCCUAAGGAACCAGAAAAUGCAGAGUAAGGAGCAUCCUCAUCCCUGCUGGGAGCCCAGCUGCUGCACAGGUGUCACAUCUGCUUAGGUGAGAACUAAAUCCAUCCUGCCCACUGCAGAGCAUGAAGCAAGAGCUGGAUCUGAUUCCUGCACCCCACAGCCCCCACCUCUAAGCUCUAGGUGCCUAAGAACAGCAAAUCUAAAUUUCCUACAGCACCUCAUGAAUUUGGUGGGAUGUCACUUUUUCAGGAGCCCAGCUGGAUGUGAGUGUCCAAUCUGAAGGCUAUUUUUAAGAGGUGCAGAGGAAAAAGGGGCAUUUUCAAGGUUUUGUUAGCUGGGCACUCCAGGAAUGAAGAUCUUGGGUAUCACUUUUCCUUCUGGUUUUUUAGGCUGUAAGAUUUGAUCCUUCCCAAUUCAGCUUUGAGUAGCUGCCCUCUGAAGUUAACUGAAGCAAAAUACUGAAAAUGGGAUCCUAUUUCCAUCAUGAAGAACAUGCUGAGACUGAAGGUUACAUAGCCAACUGCAUUUUGUUUUCUAGUUAUAGCAUCUUAUUAUUACUAGUAUUUGUGCCUUGCUCACUGAAAUCUUCUCCAUGCUACAAAGAUGCUUUUCAGAUUCUGGCUGACAAGGGAACACAACUUUUAUACAAGUGGCCUUUAGUGCUCUUUAUAAUAUUAUUUAUUGUAAUUUUUAAACUGUAUGUGUAAUUUCUAUUCUGGCACUGUCCAAUAUUUGAACAAAUUUAAUAUGUUUAUUUCAAUAUAUCUUAUGCAAACAAUACUUCUUAACUGAUUUUUUUAUGUUCUGUCUUUAAAAACUUCACCACUUAUUAAUAAAUAGAAAUUUCA
This is a messenger RNA of Oenanthe melanoleuca, 7921 nucleotides long. RefSeq names its product potassium voltage-gated channel subfamily Q member 3 (gene KCNQ3). Gene Ontology annotation, cellular component: membrane. Gene Ontology annotation, molecular function: voltage-gated potassium channel activity. The transcript has 15 exons. The record is from RefSeq and is a predicted model, not a curated record. Gene Ontology annotation, biological process: transmembrane transport; potassium ion transport. NCBI's taxonomy places the organism in Eukaryota, Metazoa, Chordata, Aves, Passeriformes, Muscicapidae. Bases 1 to 2535 code for a protein of 844 amino acids.